UUGUUUGGAGGAGAUGGAAGUUACAUGGCUCCUUUCUCUCUUCACAGUGACAAUAUCCUCACUAGCCUCAUGAGUCAAGUCUGCUAUUUGUUAUUGAUAAAAAUAAUGGAGUGUUCAAGAUUAUUUUUUUCAUAUGAAUUAUUUUACCAACAUAACAUCUCAUUCCAAUCUCUUCUAGUAAAGUGAUGUUGACUGUUAUUUUUGCAUAUUGCAAUCUGUCCCUCCUACUAUCUGGUAUCGAUUAGUGGCUGGUCUAAAUGCUCAGUUACGUUUAGUUCGCCGUGGACAUUUAAGAACAAGUUUUUGUUUAAUAAUGAACUGGCUUGAAACACAUGCAAAUCCUACUGUAAGUCCCUAUGGUGUACAUGUUGAUCUGGCUUGCUUUCAGCCCAUUGCUUGUGGUGAUCACCAGUUUGGACUCACUGUACAUGCUGUUGAAGAUGAAAGUACACAACCAUCAGUUGAAGAGCCAAAUGUAACUUCAUUAGAUGAGCAACAGUCAUGUUUAAUUAAUAAUGAUUGGAGGAAAGCAGUGGAUGAUUCAAGCGCCUGUGAACAUCUAUUGACACAUAAAAGUAUAGGUGGAGGAAUUUUACAAAUUAAGAUCUUGCAAACACUUGAAGAGAAGAAGACUCUAUGUUAUCCUCUCUCUUUUAUACUUCAUAAUACUAAACCUAUUAGUCAUCAGGAUCUUAGCUGCUCAAUGUGGGGGUGGGGGAGCAAGGGCACAUGGAAGAGUCUAAGGUUGGGGAUGCAUCUAGGGGAGUAUUUACGUAUUUUAUAUAUAAAUUUAUUGUAA
Camellia sinensis is the source of this 799-nucleotide messenger RNA. NCBI's taxonomy places the organism in Eukaryota, Viridiplantae, Streptophyta, Magnoliopsida, Ericales, Theaceae. The record is from RefSeq and is a predicted model, not a curated record.